GUUUUUCUGCUGAGGCGCGAACCCAAUUGCCGUUUUUAUUGGCAAAAUUUGGGUCCGGGAGCUAGCCUUACUCUGAUUGGCCAAGCUACCAAGUUUCUGCGCAGGGGUUGGCUUCUAGAUAGACAAGGCGGGUCUAGAGGAGGAAGUUUGGUGGUCGGCGCUCAGCAGCGUAGCAGGCAUCGCUUGCAGGAGCUGAGUCUGUUUCGCCCUACCUCAGCAACUUACUCCAUGGCAGUUCCCGAGACCCGCCCCAACCACACUAUUUAUAUCAACAAUCUCAAUGAGAAGAUCAAGAAGGAUGAGCUGAAGAAGUCCCUGUAUGCCAUCUUCUCCCAGUUUGGCCAGAUCCUGGAUAUCCUGGUGUCACGAAGCCUGAAGAUGAGGGGCCAGGCCUUUGUCAUCUUCAAGGAGGUCAGCAGUGCCACCAACGCCCUGCGUUCCAUGCAGGGCUUCCCCUUCUACGACAAGCCCAUGCGCAUCCAGUACGCCAAGACUGACUCGGAUAUCAUUGCCAAGAUGAAGGGCACCUUCGUGGAGCGGGACCGCAAGCGGGAAAAGAGGAAGCCCAAGAGCCAGGAGACCCCAGCUGCCAAAAAAGCCGUGCAGGGAGGGGCAGCCGCCCCUGUGGUGGGCACCGUGCAAGGGCCUGUCCCGGGCAUGCCGCCGAUGACUCAGGCGCCCCGCAUCAUGCACCACAUGCCGGGCCAGCCCCCCUACAUGCCGCCACCGGGCAUGAUCCCGCCUCCAGGCCUGGCGCCUGGCCAGCUCCCGCCGGGGGCCAUGCCGCCACAGCAGCUUAUGCCGGGGCAGAUGCCACCUGCCCAGCCUCUUUCAGAAAAUCCACCAAAUCACAUCUUGUUCCUUACCAACCUACCGGAAGAGACCAACGAGCUCAUGCUUUCCAUGCUUUUCAACCAGUUCCCUGGGUUCAAGGAGGUCCGGCUGGUCCCUGGGCGGCACGACAUCGCCUUCGUGGAGUUUGACAAUGAGGUGCAGGCAGGGGCCGCUCGAGAUGCCCUGCAGGGCUUCAAGAUCACCCAGAACAACGCCAUGAAGAUCUCCUUUGCCAAGAAGUAGCACCCUUUCCCCAUGCCUGUCCCCGGCCCCCUGUUCUGGGGCCACCCCCUCCCCCCUUGGUUCAGCCCCCUGAAGGUAAGUCCCCCUUGGGGGCCUUCUUGGAGCCGUGUGUGAGUGAGUGGUCGCCACACAGCAUUGUACCCAGAGUCUGUCCCCAGACAUUGCACCUGGCGCUGUUAGGCUGGAAUUAAAGUGUUUUUUGC
Molecule: messenger RNA, 1280 nt
Organism: Budorcas taxicolor (takin)
Lineage: Eukaryota; Metazoa; Chordata; Mammalia; Artiodactyla; Bovidae
Gene: SNRPA
Product: small nuclear ribonucleoprotein polypeptide A
Exons: 7
Coding region: 229-1077 (282 amino acids)
Biological process (GO): mRNA splicing, via spliceosome
Cellular component (GO): U1 snRNP
Molecular function (GO): U1 snRNA binding
Source: RefSeq, a predicted model, not a curated record